AAAUCAUAACGUCCCAAGUCCAGCAAGUUUCGCAUUUCCAAGUCACCAUUUCCUUCAUAUCCACAAGUUUUGAGAGUAGCAUAUCAAUGUCUUCUUCCGCUGCACCUCUCACCCCCGGCGUCGCCUUCAUCACCGGCGGCGCUCGCGGCCUCGGCCACGCCACCGCCCUCGCCUUCGCCCAACACGGCGCCCGCGCCAUCGUCCUCGCCGACAUCCACGACGACGCCACUAUGACCGCCGCCGCACAAGCCGUCACCUCCCUCGGCGCGGCCUGCCUCCCCCUCCGCUGCGACGUCAGCCAAGAAAGCGAGGUGGCGGCCGCGAUCGCCACGACGGUCGCAACGUAUGGACGCAUCGACUACGCGGCGAACUUCGCGGCGAUAAUGGGGCCUGUCGAUGGGAUUGGAGGGUUGAAGUUGGAGCAUUGGGAGCGGGUCAUGCGGGUGAAUUCGACGGGGCUGAUGCUGUGCGUGAAGCAUGAGUUGGCGCAACUGAUGAAGCAGGUGGAGGCGGAACAAGUGGAGGGGAAGGUGCCCGGGCGGCAGGUGGGGAGUAUUGUGAAUUGCGGGUCGAUUAAUUCAAUUCUUGGGGGGGCGAGGGCGGGGACGUAUACGGUGGCGAAGCAUGCGGUGUUAGGGAUCACGAGGGUCGCGGCGGGAGAGGGGCGGAAACAUGGGAUCCGGGUCAAUGCGAUUGGGCCCGGGGUGGUGCAUACGCAGUUCAGUGAGACGGCGAUCAUUGGGGGGGAGCAAGUAGCGGGACCGACGAACCAGGGAUUAACUAAGUUGCUCGAGAAGCAGGGGAGGGAGAUUUUACCGGAGGAGAUUGGGGAAGCGACGGUGCUUUUGUCGAGCAGUGCAAUGAGUGCGGUGAAUGGGCAUUUGUUGCCGUUGGAUGCGGGCUUGACAUCGCAAGCGGCUUGAGGGGUAUGGAUUGCAAUACCCGUUAUAUAUCCAAGUUUCCUCGUAGCCCAUCGAGUCUAUCAAACAAUGUACAUCUGGAACGGCGAGUCGUUUCGUGCAUCCCUUCAUUCAAUCCCAUGGAAUAGUGCGAAAGCUCCAUAUCAAUGCGCCUCUAACACCGUAAAGGAGAGGAUAGAAACGGAUAUCAUGAAAGCAUACUGUGCUAGACAAGAAGAACCCUCUGAUCAAGA
Molecule: messenger RNA, 1153 nt
Organism: Eremomyces bilateralis CBS 781.70
Lineage: Eukaryota; Fungi; Ascomycota; Dothideomycetes; Eremomycetales; Eremomycetaceae
Product: NAD(P)-binding protein
Exons: 1
Coding region: 87-923 (278 amino acids)
Molecular function (GO): oxidoreductase activity
Source: RefSeq, a predicted model, not a curated record